Eimeria maxima is the source of this 1095-nucleotide messenger RNA. Its product is annotated as aquaporin, putative. Bases 1 to 1095 code for a protein of 364 amino acids. Gene Ontology annotation, molecular function: channel activity. The record is from RefSeq and is a predicted model, not a curated record. The transcript has 6 exons. Gene Ontology annotation, biological process: transmembrane transport. NCBI's taxonomy places the organism in Eukaryota, Apicomplexa, Conoidasida, Eucoccidiorida, Eimeriidae. Gene Ontology annotation, cellular component: membrane.
AUGUGCGCAGUAGGACUCAUUGAGUAUCACGCAAAUCAAGAAGUAGCAAACGAGAGGAUGGCAUCCAGCGAAUCAAAUGGACAGCAGGGAAAUGCUCCCCCUGCUCCCUCCACCGUAGCAGGCCAACUCUCAAGUUUUCCCGCCCCACCGGGAGGCUUGUCGCCUCCCGUCGAGGCCGAACAUGUCUCUUGCAAAGCAGACCCCGUACCAGAGGGUGCAGUCCGGGUACUCCCGAGGAGAUACAGGUAUCCUCCUAGGCCAACGGGAUUUCGCGGCAACAUUGAAUCGAGGAGCUCUCACACUUCGCCAGUUGCGCAAGGGGCGUUUCUGGACUCAGGUGGUGGAACAGAUACGAGGACUCAGCGGGGACAGUCUGUGGUUUCUCAGAUGUUUUUACCCGUUCCUUCAUCAGGAGAUGGCUCGGAAUUUCCUGUCGCUGAGGGGCCUGCGGAGGACUCCCAGGAAGCAUUAAGCAAAGGGCAUGUUCGCAUGCUUUAUGUAAUAUUUUGCGCCCAGAAGUUCUUUUGUGAACUUCUCGGUACUUUGUUCCUAGUGACGUCAAUUGCAUUGGCAGAGAAGGGGAGCCAUGCAAUCUUCGCUCCUUGUUCAGUCUCUGCUGUGGUAUACGUGCUGACAUUCUUGUUUGUGCCUAUAAGUGGUGCUCAUUUUAACCCUGCAGUUUCUACCGCAAUGUUUGUGACCUCAAAGCAUUUUCGAGCCUUUGAGUAUAUCGCAUAUUUCCUUUGCCAGCUGAUCGGAGGCACAUGUGGAGCCUUGAUUGGUUGGGCUAUAAUGGGAGAGCCCCUUGAAGUUCUCCCGCUUGAUCCCGGCGCUUCUUCAGCUCGUUCAAUAUUCCAUGAAGUUAUUCCGACAAUAUUGCUUAUCUACACGUGUCUUGUCCUAACAUUCGCAACGAGUGCAGGAGAUGUCAGCCUUGUCACCAUUCCCUUGACUGCAGCGAUGGCCGUUCUCUUUGGCGGUAUCGCGGGGGCAACAAUGAAUCCAGCUGUAGCAACCGAAGGGGCCGACGUCGUGGAUAUUGUUUUAAGGGAGGACCGUUUCGCGCUUAAGAACGGGUUUAUCGUUUGCAUCUAG